This is a messenger RNA of Trematomus bernacchii (emerald rockcod), 2988 nucleotides long. RefSeq names its product solute carrier family 25 member 53-like. Lineage: Eukaryota; Metazoa; Chordata; Actinopteri; Perciformes; Nototheniidae. The coding region runs from base 351 to 1223 and encodes 290 amino acids. The record is from RefSeq and is a predicted model, not a curated record. The transcript is spliced from 2 exons.
UUGAUACUGUCAUACAUUGACCUGAUUGGCGGAUGCUUCACAGUUUUCUCUGGAUUAAGGUCAACACAUGUAGAAAAGGUGUUGCCAUUUUAACUUCAUUAAUAACGAGAGAUAAGCUCCAUCCAAGUGCAGUCCAAGGAAACAAAGACGCCUUUUCUUCUCCAUCACUGAACAGAGGGAAAUGUAAAUAGGAACUACGCUAUAUAAUCUUUAUCGUUUUGCUUUUUCUCUGUUUACUAACGGCUUGCUGGUUCCUGUUUCAUCCUCGGUUGUCAGCAUCAGUCCAGCUAUCCUGCAUGCAUUGAUGCGACACUGAAGUGAUUUGUGGUCAAUUUGUACUCAGCUCAGGAAUGGCAGGAAGCCUUAAACCUAAACAAGAUGAAGAGGGCUGCCAGGAUCAGAUGGUGCGUUCCAACACCUUCUUUCAUGGGGGGACCUCAAGUUUACUCUCCACCCUCAUCACAUUUCCUGUCUACAAAACGGUUUUCCGUCAACAAAUCCACAACGCUGGUGUUUCUGAGGUAGUGAGGCAGCUUUACAGUGAGGGACAUGUAAAGCUCUACAGGGGCGUGGUCUCACCACUUCUGAUGAAGACCCUGGGUAAUACUCUGCUCUUUGGCCUCCAGGACACCAUCCUCCAUCAGCUCACCCCAUCAUCCCAGAAUCUCAUCUCCCCCUCAGCCCUGCCUGCUCUGGCUGGGUUUGGUGCAGGCAUGGUAGAAGCUGUUGUUUGUACCCCCCUUGAGCGUGUCCAGAGUGUGUUGCAAAAUGGUAAAAACGACCGCAAUUUACCCACCCACAAAAGUAUUCUUGUCAGGCUGAACGCACAGAAGCGGUCCUCAGGGUACUACAGAGGCCUUCUGCCCAUCACAGCCCGCAAUGCUCUUGGCAGCUUUAUCUACUUUGGCCUGAAGAAACCGUUAAAGGCUGCCGUGGAGGGGCGGGGGCUGUCUCCAGUGGUUUCCUCCUUCAUCUCAGGGAUGCUGAGCUCCAUGGUUAUCAGCUUGCCUCUCUAUCCACUGACUGUGCUGGCUGCAAACAUGCAGAAACAGGUGGGAGGGGAGGAUAAAGGGGUCAUGGCUUCAUGGAAGAAGCUGUGGGAAUCGCGGCAGCGGAGUGUGGCUCUGCUGUACAGAGGAGGUUCUCUGGUUGUUUUGAGAUCAUGCAUUUCAUGGGGAAUCACCACUGCUAUCUAUGACAUGCAGCAGAAAUAUUCAGGCUGAAGGGCAGUUCAAACCCUACUUUCAUGAGGUGCUGUAAUCAUUGUCUUUUCACUGUAGACAUUUUGGCCUGUCAUAGUAGAAAAAGCAUAUUGAUUUUAACAUUAUUGGUUGUGAUCAAUUCAUGUGUCACCCUAAACGGUGCCAUGUAUCUUACAUGAAAAGACCCUGAAGCUGAUCUAAAAGGAAUUCAUUUUUAUUAUUUACACCUCUGCUUUUCCUUCUGCGACAUGUCAAAAAGGUUUUGGUGGAAAAAUUCAAUGGAAAUUGCAGGUUUAGCCAUGAUGCAUUAACUAGUUCAAAUCAACACAUACUGCCAAUCUUUGUCUGUCAGAAUGCCAAAGCCAGGGGAAAUCACCACUGUCAGGACUUGAACCAAGGUCUCUAUAGUGGUUGCUGAAUAUUAAUCAUCAACCAAAGUUGAAUACAAUAAUAAUAUACUUCUAUAUUGUGGGCAUGGAGAGGGUUGCAACAGUUUGAAUGAUUUUCACAUUUUGAUAACCAUCUCAGAAAAUAUCCCAAUUUUACAGUACGGUUUAGAAUUAUAAUAAUAAACUUGAAAACAAAAUAAAAAUAAUAAUAAAUUGCAUUUAACUUUAACAUGUCAUGUAACUAAAGCGUGUUAAAUGACAUGGUAGCAGCACUAUAUUAUCUCCGUCUUUUUUCAUCAAUACUGUAGAACAGCAAAUGAUAAAUGUCAACCGUCAUUCAGGUAAACCUUGAAACAGGUACCGCUCCAAUCUUACUCGUGAAUCCCAGGUGCCUUGUAUUUUUUAUGUCUUGUAGGGACAUUUCAUCAACUAACCUCCUCAAAGUUAGUUUACUCAUCAGGGGAAGUGCAGCUCAGGCUAUGAAAAAAGUGUUUUUAUUGUCCUCUAGGCCUCUUGAGGAACAAUUAUUUUUACCUAAUAGUAGCUUGUAUAUACAGUUUAUAGCAGUAACCCACAUUAUGAAUUUGGGUGUGGAUUUUGUAAAAUGUGGAUUCCAGCAAGGCAGGAUCUAAAGAAAAUUGGCUUCAGUAUGAAAAAGUAGCAUUCCUAACUUUAGGGCUGGACCCAAAAGGAAGUGAAGGUCAGAAUAUUGACCCCUGUUGCCUUGAACUCGUCUUUUAAAGUGCUUAAUCAUUUGACCAUUAACUGCAUAAAGGGAGAUCAAAACAUUUGUAUUGUGUAAAGUCAAAAGAUUUUAGAAUGUUAUGUAUGAUAAAGAUGAUACAUGUGAGUUGAAGCACAGGAACAAAUAAGACAAAGUUGUACAACACUGUUGCCUCUCAGCAAGAAGAUACUGAGCUAUAAUGCCGUUGGUGCUGUCCUGUGUGGAGUAUGCAUGUUCUCCCCUUGUCUGCAUAAAGGAUACAUAGACAUGCAGGUUACAUUAGUCAGAAACUAAAUAUAAAUAUGUUAUCAUGUGUUGUCUUUGCUUAAAAUAAUCUUGAUGUAUCCCCGGGUGAAAUCUAGCAGAUUAAAUAGCUGCAACAUUAAAGUGAGGAACUCUCAGAAUUAUAAUCCAUUAUACAAUAUACAUUAAGAAAUGGGUUAUACUGCUCAUACUUUUACCAGAGUACAUUUUGAAUGCAGGACUUUUACUUGUAAAACGUUUCUACUUUGUGGUAUUACUAUUCUUUGAGUAUACCUGAGUACUGUGUGUACACCUCUGAACCUGCGCCUUUACUUUCUUCUAAUUUACCAGAACAACCUCAUAUUAUAUUUUUUCAGAAUACAAGCUGUUUCAUCAAAGUGCAUUAAAAAAAUCAAUUUUAUUGGCCAAA